CGUUGAUCGAACCGACAAGGGUUGGUUGGGCAAUACACCGACCGGGUCAACUCGAUGGAGGAUGAGGCGGGUCCAGUUAUCCUGAGCAAGGUGCAGACAGUCAUCACGCACUUCUUCAGCGGAACCGUCGCUGGUGUCACUGGCGCAGUGGCGGGGUACCCGUUGGACACGAUCAAGUCUCGCAUGCAGACUCAAAUGCACCUGCCGUCGGCAGGUGCGACAGGUCGACGUGUCACUCCUGUGCAAGCUCUCGUGCAUUCAAUCCGACAAGAGGGCUUCCUGUCACUCUACCGUGGCGCCUCCACGCAAGUCGCGCGGCAGGCGAUUGGGUGCUCCAUGUUGUUUGGCCUCAUGGCCCAGUUCAAGUGGCUAUUCUACACUCCGUCUGCCGGGGCGGGGUCACCAGAAGCACAUCCUCAAGCAGUCUUGACUGCGUCUGCCGCGUGCACCGGUGUCGUCGAAGCGUCCAUCUAUUGCCCCUUUGAAAUAACCAUGAUUCGCAUGCAGACCCAAGCCAUCACGAACCAAACAACUCCCCAAUGUGCUGCUCAAAUCUUCUCGCAGUACGGUGUUCGCAACGGACUCUAUCGCGGGUUCGUGCCAACGGGCUGCCGUGAAGUGGUUGGCAAUACCAUCUACUUUCUCACAUACGACCGUAUCAAGGAACUGCUUCAAGCCAAGACGACCAUGUCUCCGAUGCAAGUGUACGGGGCGUCCGGUGCCGUUGCCGGCUUUAUGUACUGGUGUGCGAGUUUCCCGCUAGACACGAUCAAGUCGGUCGUCCAGGCAGACGCUCUCGACCCUCGCCAUCGACAGUACCGAGGGACGUUGGAUUGCGCGGCCAAGCUUUUCCAAGAAGGCGGGGUCGGUCGGUUCUUCCGUGGCCUCACGCCGUGCCUCGUCCGCGCGAUGCCGAUCAAUGGCAUCCAGUUCAUGUCGUUCGAGAAAAGUGUCGAGUUGCUCACGCCGCUGUGGCCCCAUCGCAACGUGUCCGCAGUCGACGAUACACGAUAAGUCACUUUGGCAAUGCUCGGCAUGACGCUUCUGACCUUUAGCAAGUUGGCGAUAUCGCAUGCGCAUGCUACACAGAUUCGCGAUUCGAACAAUGCACUCAUGGCCAAGUGCAAAAAAAAAUGC
Molecule: messenger RNA, 1137 nt
Organism: Aphanomyces invadans
Lineage: Eukaryota; Oomycota; Saprolegniomycetes; Saprolegniales; Verrucalvaceae
Exons: 3
Coding region: 55-1014 (319 amino acids)
Biological process (GO): mitochondrial transport; carnitine transmembrane transport
Cellular component (GO): mitochondrial envelope
Molecular function (GO): O-acyl-L-carnitine transmembrane transporter activity
Source: RefSeq, a predicted model, not a curated record